ACAUGUGAUAUAUAUGAUAUAACAUCUGCAGCUUGAAAUAGAUAAUACUACUUAUUUUGGGACUACACUGUACAAUUGUUGGACCGUUGAGGAUUGCGUAACUAAAUAGGAACCGUUAAAUUUUGUCGAAGUUUCAGGGGGAUUUUUUUUCGAGUAACACAGGGUAGAGCUGUCAAAUUUGAUAUGUGGAUAGCUAGCUUUUAAAUUGUUCUAAUCCUGUUGUUUCAGACCUCCAAUCGGUGUCCUCAUCUUGAUGUGAUGUCGGAUAAACGUCAGCGUGCAAGGGUCCAGGGCUCUUGGGCCAAACCACUGCCCAAACAACCACGUCCAACAGGAGCAAUUCCCAAUUCCAGCACUGUUGUGAUACCAAGUGCCAAUCCACCACCUGCUGGUUGGGGAGUGGGACAGCGGAUGUUUGAGUAUCAACAGCCCGCUAAGCCAGUCAGAGAUGUCCCUAUGGAGAAGGUGAUGGAAAUGGGGGGUGAUUAUGAGAUCAGCCAUGGUCCAUCAGGAGUGUCAAGACUGAGGCUGAUCCAUGGGUUCCUACCACCAGAGGAGGCUGACUGGGCCUUCAGUAAACUGCUAGCAGAGCUGCCUUGGUCUCAAAAGACUAACUACAGACAAGGUGAGGCCUACGAGGAGCCCAGGUUAACCUGCUGGUAUGGAGAACUCCCUUACACGUAUGCCCACUCUACUCUGGAGGCCAACGCACAGUGGCACCCGCUGCUGGUCACCCUGCGCUGCGCCGUAGAGAAGGCGAGUGGCCACCGUUUCAACUCGCUGAUGUGUAACCUGUAUAGGAACUGCAAAGACAGCAUCGGCUGGCACAGUGACGAUGAGGCUGCGCUGGGCACCCGGCCCACCAUCGCCUCCCUCAGUCUGGGAGACAUGAGGGUGUUCAGCCUCCGCAAGCAGCCUGCACCGGAGGAGGACGGGGAUUACACUUAUGUGGAGAGGCUGCGGAUCCCUCUAACUCACGGCACUCUCCUGAUGAUGGAAGGAGCCACUCAGGAUGACUGGCAGGUCCCUGGCGGCUCUGCACUCCCAGAGCAUGUGCCUCACCGACUCAUCUUGGCCGCAGCCCGGUCGGGGGCACGCGGAUGUCCUCGCCAUGCCCCGUGAGUGCAUAACGGCCCUGACCGGGAGGAUCUCGUGGGCGACCAUCCAGGACAGGUCCCGAUGCCGAUUCAGGAGUGCAGGAUGGGCCACGUUGCGCCAGACCGUUGUGGGCUCGCCUAUAGCGAGCCCGCGCACUGGACACACUGGUUCCCGUUCCUGCACAAGAGAGAGAAGAGAGCGGUGUUUAGUUAAAACCGUGACUGCUUCCUUUUCCAGUUUGAAAUGUCUUAAAAAUUUCUGGAGCUGGACGUAGUGGGUGGGGAGCAUGAAAGAGACUGGGGCUCGCAGGUCGACUGGGAUCAGCCUCAGAGUCCUGAGGUAAGAUCCCAGCCAGAACCGUGCGAGGGCCUGUGUCUUGUUAUUGACCGGGGAGGUGGCCAGAGUCAGAUGUAACGCUGUGUAGCGGCUGCCCAGGAACAAGUAGAGGUCAGGCAAGCCUUUCCCCCCCUUGGACCUGGGCCUCUUGACCACCUCCCUCCUCAGCCUCUCCCACUUGCUUCCCCACAGAAAGUAGAACAGCAUCCGCUCCAGGGCUAAAAUACUCCUUCGGGGGGGGAUAAAAACAGAACUGAUUAAUAAAAGCACAGGUAAAAUCACAGCUUUUAUGAUUAAAACCUUGCCCUCAAAAAUCAGCUGUCGUAGUCCCCAAAAACCCAGUCUCUGUCUUACUGUCCCCAGCUCAUCAAACCAUUGUUCCACUCAUGCCCGUUGGAUGUGAGCAUUGUCUUCUUAUGUGGGGAGCCAAAAAUAAUGGCCUGCCCAUCAUUUUUAUACAUGACCCUAAGCAUGAUGGGAUGUAAAUUGCUUAAAUAACUCCGUGACCACACCUGUGUGAAAGCAACUGCUUUCAAUAUACUUUGUAUCCGUCAUUUACUCAAGUGUUUCCAAUAUUUUUAACUUGUGUGUCCCACACAGGAUGACUUGCAGGUAAGCCAGGCCAAUUAAACACAGGGACACGCCCCAACAACACCAGGUCGUGUUCAUUAGGCCACGCAAUGGAAAACAUUUAAAAACAGAAAACAAAAGUAAUUUUUGCAUUGUGUGGGUAUAUAUGUGUGUGUAUAGUACAUAUCUCCAACCACACAGUACCAAUAUACUCAGUACAUAUCUCCAACCACACAGUACCAAUAUACACAUUAAAUAUAUAUAUAUAUAUAUUACAUUUUGUUGUCAAGUUACACACAUUAAUGUAAAAGUGAGUUUAUAUUUAUUAGGGAUAUUUCUUAUUCACAAUUUACAUUUCACAAAUACAUAUUGACAAUUGAGUUAGCUAGCUUUAAAGCUCAUGUUCAUUUAUAGAUCAUGGUCCCCCAAGAACAAAUGACCGAACAUGUACAGUACCAGUCAGAAUUUGACACACCUACUCAUUACAGGGUUUUUCAUUAUUU
Molecule: messenger RNA, 2507 nt
Organism: Oncorhynchus gorbuscha (pink salmon)
Lineage: Eukaryota; Metazoa; Chordata; Actinopteri; Salmoniformes; Salmonidae
Gene: alkbh3
Product: alkB homolog 3, alpha-ketoglutarate dependent dioxygenase
Exons: 10
Coding region: 259-1122 (287 amino acids)
Biological process (GO): DNA alkylation repair; DNA repair
Cellular component (GO): nucleus
Molecular function (GO): dioxygenase activity
Source: RefSeq, a predicted model, not a curated record